GUUGCGACUGAGAAUGAAAAAAAGCUCCUCUAGAAGGGACAAGCGCAGACAGCAGCCGUCCGUUCCUCGAAGCCAACGCAACCGGGACGAUUUUGAAGCUGAUGUGGAUCACGAAAAUGAUAGAAUGCAUGUGAAGAAAGAUUCGUCCGAGACGGUACAAUCCAGCUUGAAAGUGAAAACCGGUGAUAAUCCAACGCCUGCUGGACUGCUGGAAAACGGUGCAUCAAUCAGUGGCGGCGACAGUGAACCGGCAGUGGCUGUGGUGGUGGAGAGCAAGUCGUCUGACGACGUCGUGGAUGAGAAGAGCAGCUCUCCAGCGCUUGCAGAUUCCCCGGCGUCAGAAGCAAAACACACGAUUCGAUUGGUGUCGCUCGAGAAAUUGCUCCGGCCAAGUUUGGUAGAUGCGGUAGGGAACGAGGAAGCAGGCAGUGGCAAGAGUAAACCGUCGGCAGCAAAGGACAAGCGUGUGAGCAUUAUUGAGCUGAGCGACGAUUCGGAAGAGGAACUGAUACAACAGUUUGUGAUUGUUAAACAGUCCAAGUGUAUGGAAGAUGCGGACGAAGUGGUAGGCAACAAUAGUAAACAGUCGGUAAGAAGCACAAGUGCAAAAAAGAAAACAGGAACCAACGGUGGUAGUCGUGGUGCUGCUACUACACCCAGCACAAAAGAGCUUAGCAUUGUUGUUAAACGCUUGCCGACGGAUUUAGCCCCACUAAAGAAGUCCUUUGGAUUGAGCGAAAUCCGGGACCAUCACAAUCGCGUUAUCGACAAGUUGGUGUUCGACAGCGCCUCGGAUCGGAACAGUCGAAAGCGCACCGGGGACGUUAAAGCGAAGGAAGCAAAAAAAAUGGCCAAUGAGGAGGAGCAACAAAGCAAAGCCGGUAACAGUAAGAAGGGGAAGCAGAAGCAGCAAAACAACGGUUCAGAAGAAAGUGACCAAUCGGAUGUAGAAGAAAUCACACGCAUAGAUAGCGAUUCGGAUGCACCGAUUGGACGGAACCGCACCAGAACGGAAAGCAGCAUUCCAAACGAGCGAAAGAAUACUAGAACUACGCGCAAGAGACGCGCUGUCAGCGAUAGUGAGGAGGAAAAAAGUACAGGGAAGUCGACAGCGGCGGCCACUACGAACGGUGAUGGUGACAAUACGGAUGAGCCCACCGAUGUAAGUGAUGGUAGCGAUCAGGAGUUUACUAAAAGUAACACCGUCACCAGUAGAAAACAACGUGCGGCAGAACGGUCGAAACGGGCACUCUCCUCAAACGUGGCCGCUUCCGACAGCGGUACUGAUGAUGACGACGACGGGAAGAAGGCGAAGGCGGACUUUCAAGUACGGAAGAAGCGCACCAGAAUACGGCGCAACUCAUCAUCCUCUGACGAUGAUGGAAAACCGGUGAAAAGGAAAAGAGGUCUCCGCCUAAAACGGAAGAAAAAAUCCGACAGUGAUGGUGAUUCACCGAACAAAGGUCGCAAGAACAUACGCAAACUGCUCAAAAAGGGUGAUCUGGAGGAGACGACCAAAAACGCGGAGCAGGAAGAGCGUGAACGGAAACAGCGCAUAGCGGACCGGCAAAAGCUGUACAAUCUGGUAUACGACGAGAAGCCGGAAGUGGCCACCACGCUCGAACAGCUGGUGCUUGAUUUUGACGAGGAAACAAAAGAACCGUUGCUCGAGGUGGACAAAAAGUUGGUGAAGUUGCUAAAACCUCACCAGGCGAAUGGCAUUAAGUUUAUGUUUGACGCUUGCUUCGAAAGUAUUGAGCAGAUGAAGGAAAGCAAAGGUUCCGGAUGCAUUCUGGCACACUGUAUGGGGCUGGGUAAAUCGUUGCAGGUGGUAACACUUACCCAUACGCUUCUUGCCAACGCGGACCUGACCGGUGUGGAACGUAUCCUGAUCGUGUGUCCCCUGUCGACGGUGCUAAACUGGGUGAACGAGUUCUACAUGUGGAUGAAGCAUGUCAAAAAAGGCACCGAGGUUGAGGUGUACGAAAUAUCAAAAUACAAGGAUAAUGUGACACGUGCCAACAAGCUCAUGGAAUGGCAUAACGAGGGCGGUGUGAUGAUCAUGGGAUACGAUAUGUUUCGCAAUCUGGCCAAUCCGACCGCAACACGUAUACGGAAAAAGGUGCGCGAAUCGUUGCAAACCUCCUUGAUCGAUCCAGGACCAGAGCUGAUCGUGUGCGAUGAAGGUCACUUGCUGAAGAACGAAAAAACUUCCCUCUCGCAGGCGGUUAAUCGAAUUACCACGAUGCGUCGGAUCGUGCUGACCGGAACACCGAUCCAAAAUAACAUGAAAGAGUAUUUCUGUAUGGUGCAGUUCGUGAAGCCUAAACUGCUCGGUACGUACAAUGAGUAUAUGAACCGGUUUGUGAACCCGAUUACGAACGGUCAGUAUACCGAUUCGACGCCGUACGACAUCCAGCUGAUGCGGAAACGGGCGCACGUGCUGCACAAGCUGCUGGAUGGUUGCGUACAACGCAGAGACUAUUCAGUAUUAGCGCCGUUUCUACCACCAAAGCUAGAAUUUGUGGUAUCGAUCAAGCUGACACCGGUACAGAGCACCCUCUACAAGUACUAUAUGGAAAAUCUAGCUGGCAAACGACUUAUGGAUGAUCCGACACAAAAGCGCUCGUCGAUGCUGUUUAAUGACUUUCAGAACCUGCAACGAAUAUGGACCCAUCCGCGUGUGCUGCGGUACAACAGUGAUCGAUACGAAAUUAAACAGCAGCGCAAGCGUGAUCUGGACAGCGACAAUGAAUCAGUCGGAUCGAUCAAGGAUUUCAUCGACGAUGUUUCGGAGGAGGAAAGUGCCGAGUCGACACCCGCCACGUCCGAUGACGAUUCCGAUGUACAAUCCGUGCACAAUGAAAACAGUCACGAUGGUGCCGAUUCGACCGAAAGCAGGCCGAAAGCUACUAACACUCGUAGCACCAGGAACAAUCCAAACAAUGGUAUGGGGGAAAAGGAUAAUGUUUUAUUGGACGACGUUUUGUUUGAGAAGCCAGAAAAUCCGACCGAAUGGUGGAUGCAGAUGUGUCCCGAAACGGAACUGGACAACCUUGAGCACUCCGGAAAGUUGAUCGUGUUAAUGGAAAUUCUAAAGGAAUGCGAAGCUAUCGGUGAUAAGCUACUGGUGUUUUCACAGUCCCUGUACUCGUUGGACGUGAUAGAACACUUUCUCGCUUUGCUGGAUGAAAAUAUGCAGAAAGAUGAAGAGGAUAGGGAUGAGCAGUUGAGCAAGUAUCCCGCAUCCUGGUCGUUGGGAUUGGAUUACUUCCGGCUGGACGGAUCAACGUCCAUCGAUAACCGGAACGAUGCGUGCAAGGUGUUUAACGACGAGAGCAACACACGCGCAAGAUUAUUCCUGAUUUCGACCCGAGCCGGUGGACUGGGUAUAAAUCUGGUGGCCGCCAAUCGGGUGGUCAUCUUUGACGUGUCCUGGAACCCGUCCCACGACAUCCAAAGCAUAUUCCGCGUGUAUCGAUUCGGGCAGAAUAAACCCUGCUAUAUUUAUCGUUUCAUUGCAAUGGGUACGAUGGAGGAGAAAAUCUACGAACGACAGGUUACGAAGCAAGCUAUCUCCAAGCGUGUCAUAGACGAGCAACAGAUUGACCGGCACUACAAAGAGAACGAUCUGCAAGAGCUGUACCGGUACGAUGUGGAACCGAGCGAACCCCGACCGAUGCCUAACCUUCCGAAGGAUCGUCUGUUUGCCGAGCUGUUGCAACGGUUCGAUCCGCUUAUCUACAAGUAUCACGAGCACGAUUCGUUGCUGGAGAACAAGGAGGAGGAAACACUCAACGAGGAGGAACGCAAGUCGGCCUGGGAAGAGUUUGAGCAGGAAAAGAAUCGUCCACCAGUGUCAGCGUAUGUUGGUGGAGUCUUAGGAAUGGGUGUUGGUAUGAUGGGUGGAAGAGGAGCUAAUGGACCAGUUACAUCCAGCACAACGUACGGCUUCCGCAACGAUGUGCUGCUGAAGCUGCUCAACAUUAAGGCACGGGAGGAUAAUCCGACUUUUAAUGAUGCCACCAUAAAUGCUAUGAUACCAUAUAUGAUGCAGCAACUAACGGCACAGAUGAGGGAAGGAGAAUUAACGAUGUAUAGAAGUUUAUGGGAUCUUUACUACAAGCUGGAGGUUCCAUCCGCUGCUGUAUCGCAACAGUAUGCAGCAACCUACAAUACGCUACAGCCUGGAAUGGUAGUAGGACAGAUGCCGCCGCAGCAGCAGCCAAUGAUGAUGGGCACCGGUCCGAACAUGCACUACCAGAUGAAUCCAAAUCAAACAGGCGUAAGACCGACAUUUCUGCCGCCAUUCUCGAUUCCGCUGCAAGAGCCUGGUAUUAGUGGAACGCAUAGAUUUGGUCCGGCUGGUGUUUCCGGUAUGGUUGCCGGCCCUGCUGUUGUUGGUGGUACUACUACUGUGCCAAUCGAAAAUCGAGGCCCUGUCACUAUCGAUCCCAACGUAGUUGAGCUCGAUUAG
Anopheles maculipalpis is the source of this 4477-nucleotide messenger RNA. Its product is annotated as transcriptional regulator ATRX homolog. Gene Ontology annotation, molecular function: ATP-dependent chromatin remodeler activity; ATP hydrolysis activity; ATP binding. The record is from RefSeq and is a predicted model, not a curated record. The transcript is spliced from 14 exons. The coding region runs from base 14 to 4477 and encodes 1487 amino acids. Gene Ontology annotation, cellular component: nucleus. NCBI's taxonomy places the organism in Eukaryota, Metazoa, Arthropoda, Insecta, Diptera, Culicidae.